Molecule: messenger RNA, 792 nt
Organism: Cladophialophora yegresii CBS 114405
Lineage: Eukaryota; Fungi; Ascomycota; Eurotiomycetes; Chaetothyriales; Herpotrichiellaceae
Exons: 1
Coding region: 1-792 (263 amino acids)
Biological process (GO): protein processing; SREBP signaling pathway
Cellular component (GO): Dsc E3 ubiquitin ligase complex
Source: RefSeq, a predicted model, not a curated record
AUGAACAAUACGGCGACCGCCGAAAAUGACAGCCCAUUCGUCCCCUCGCUCAACCAUGAGCGCAAGCUCGAACUUCCGGAGAAGAAAGAGCAUUACCUUGAACCCCUCCUCCAUGCCCUGGAUGGGCUGAUAUAUCUCUAUUUUGCGGCUCUUUAUAUGUGCGACAACCUCUCACUUCUCCUGAUACUACGGCUUGCGAACCAAAUCGUGCAUGUUCGAGCCCCGAUAUCCCAACUACCUCCUACGAUCCUCGUCAGCGUCGUCUGCCUCGUGACUCACCUGCUGCAGAGCCGACCGGGAGACAAGCGCUUGUAUGGAGGCAUUCUCAUUGAUUUUGUGGGCGAGCUGGCGCCAUCAACGGCUAGACUGUUGCUGUUGGACAUCCUCGUUUUUGCCCUACAGUUGAUUAUGCUAGUGGCCGGCCACGAGAAACAGAAAAGCUCUGGAGAGGCGCAGAGUCCGGAAACACCGCAACCGCAGGAUCUGGAGUCAGAAGAGGCCGGUCGACUGAGGUCGCGUACUCAAGACAAUGGGGCCGAAACAGAUGAGGGAGUCGAAAUGCGGAGUCUGCUACCAGACGGCUCGGAAGAGCAGGAACGAGCACAUCAGAAGAGGAGUGACCCAGGUGGGCAAGAUGACGAGGUGAUACUGCUGGACCUGACGGGACUCCGGGCUCUAAUGCGCAGGCCGCCGCCAACGUCGUCCCCGGCUACGUCUGAAGACCCUGCGGCUCGUGCGUCUCUUGCUACAUUCUUGGCUAAUCUGGCGGCUCGAAGGGCAAGGGGAGCUUAA